GGGAUGGAAAGCGGCUUGUGUUUGAAUUUUCCCCCAGAAAGAGUCGCAGACAUCAGCUUUAGAAGCUUGAUUUUUUUUUUGUAGUAGGAAAGGGGUAUUUGUAAUAAGACGGUACCUUAGUACUCCGACACAUCGUACCAGGCAAUAGGAUAAACCCGAAAGGAUUUUCUAUGUUGUAAAAAAAACUAAAAAAGCAGAGCGCAAUGUCUGCCAGUGGGAGCGAUGUGUGUAGCCAUGUGAGGGUAGUGGUUCGUGUCCGGCCUGAGAACCAGAACGAGGCAAAAGGAAACUUCAGGACGGUGGUUCAUGUGGUGGACAACCACAUGCUUGUCUUUGACCCAAAAGAGCAGGAGGUUAGCUUUUUCCGUGGUCAGAAAAUAAAAAGCAGGGACAUUAACAAGAGAGCGAACAAGGAUCUCAAGUUCGUCUUUGAUAAUGUCUUUGGAGAAAAUUCGACCCAACAAGAGGUUUUUGAAAACACAACCAAGGGAUUGCUUGAUGGAGUUUUAAAUGGGUACAAUUGCACAGUGCUUGCGUAUGGUGCUACUGGAGCAGGGAAGACCCACACAAUGCUGGGCUCUCCCAAUGAACCAGGCGUGAUGUAUCUAACCAUGAAGGAGCUAUACAACCGCAUCGACCAGGUUAAAGAUGAUAAAACGUUUGACAUUGCUGUAUCUUAUCUUGAGGUGUACAAUGAGCAGAUCCGUGACCUCCUUGUAAACUCUGGACCACUGGCUGUUCGAGAAGGUGGCGAUCAGGGUGUAGUUGUGCAAGGGCUUACGCUGAGUCGGCCUAAAUCCGCAGAGCAUAUCCUUGAAGCGCUGGAUUACGGGAACAAAAAUAGAACACAGCAUCCAACUGAUGUGAAUGCCUCGUCUUCGAGGUCCCACGCAGUGUUUCAGAUUUACGUAAGGCAACAGGACAGAACAGCUAGCAUUAAUCAAAAUGUCAAAAUUGCUAAAAUGUGCCUUAUAGACCUUGCCGGGUCAGAGCGGGCCAGUGCCACCAAUAGCAAAGGAGUGCGGUUUCGUGAGGGAGCAAACAUCAACCGGUCACUGCUGGCCCUGGGCAAUAUAAUCAAUGCACUAGCAGAUCCCAAGAACAAGGCACACAUUCCUUACAGGAACAGUAAACUGACUCGGCUGCUGAAGGAUUCGUUGGGAGGGAACUGCCGCACAGUAAUGAUCGCCGCUGUUAGCCCCUCCGCUAUGUCUUACGAUGACACCUACAAUACGCUGAAAUACGCAAAUCGAGCCAAGGAUAUUAAGUCCUCAUUGAAGAGCAAUGUUGUCAGCCUGGACAGUCACAUCAGCCAGUAUGCUGUAAUUUGUGAACAGCAAAAGAAAGAGAUUCUUAUUCUGAAAGAGAGGUUGAAGCAAUACGAGGAAAAAAAAGAGGCAGUUCCAGAAAGCCGUCGUCUAAGUCUUUUGGCAAUUUCCAAUCAGAAGCAAACUGACAUAGAAAAGAUGGAAGAAUCCCUUAAAAGUGUCUUUACAAACCGAAUGGUGAUCCGAAAAGAAUUUCUGGACUUGGAAAAGCAACUGAAAACGAACGAGCUAAAAGCAGCCCACAGAGAGCAGUGCCACCAGCAAGUACAGCUGCUGUGUUCAAAUGAUAAAGCUGAAAAGGCCACCUGUAAACGUGAGCGAAGGAUGGCUGCCCUUGCUACCCAUCGUUUGCACAUGAAGCGAAAGCUCAAGGAAGUGCAGCAGCGCUUUGAGGAAAACGACAACUGGCUGCACCGUGUUGAAAAUGAAAUGCGAUUGCUGGGUCAGGAUGCUCAGAUUCCUAAGAUGCUUCAAAAAGAUCUGGAUUGCCACCAUUCUCAGCUGGAGGUUCUGGAUUUGAAACAACGUGUUGAACACAUAACCUACCUUAUUGGCCUUCAGGACCAGGAGAACAAACAAACUGAAAAGAUAUUGAAUUCCUUGCUGCCAGCCUUCCGUAGACAGUACGAGACCCUGAAGGAGGCUGGACUGGCGAGCUUCAUGGUUGAGUCUGAGUUCAAGGAACUGGAACACCUGGUGCUGCGGGAGAGGGGGGUUGUGUGGGCCGAUCAGCCAGUACCGGAGGAGCCACAGCACAACCCGAGCAGCCAGCAGGAGCUGUCCUCCAUCAUCUCCUUCUCGCACCUCGUCUGCCAUCAGAACACUCCUUGCAGUGCAGAAAGGCACAAGAGAAAGAGUUCACAGAGAGGGUGGUUGGCGGAGAUAACAGAGAGUCCUUUAGCCAGAGAGAAAUGUUGUCAAGAAAUUGAGGACAAAUCCAAGGAGAACGUCCUGCCAUCCACGGACGUGCCCUGCCGAGUCCCCUUGCACAAACCGACUCGGAGGAAACUGGUGGAGUCCCCUUUGGCACAAACCUCUGCAACAAAUCCCUGCGUCUCUCGGCUUGACGAUUCCUUCAGCAAUGAGGGUGUCUUCCCUAUCCUGUAUACUCCCGAGAUCUGCCGAGCACAGCCCACACAGGAUGCUUGCAGGAUGGGGGCGUUGCAGAGGGAAGGCUUAACCACCAACAAGGAGGAAAGCCCAAAGCUGACUGACUCUGGCACCUCUUGUGCAACAGAGGAUGGCACUAGCUGCGGCAGCAUCCCCCUGAACCUUACCUUUAACCUGACAGAUGUUUGCAGGCAAGCUGACUGUGACGCCACAGUGAUCUUAAGCCCUGGUUCGAGCAAAUUAGAGACCGCUUUCGGCAGUGCGGAACUAGAGCAGGGCCAGGAGAGCAGCAAAGGCAGUAGCAUUCUUCAAAGGUUGGGUCUUCCUUCGUUGCUUAAUAAUAAUAAAAAGCCUGCACGGUCAGGAAAACCGUCCUACAUGGGAAUGACAUCUGCUGCAGAAAGAAAGAGGAACCUGUCUAGCUGUAUGUCCCUGACUGGUUUGAGAGGGAACAUGCAAGGCCCACAUGCACCCAAGCGCGUUAAAAUUGACAAUGUGCUCGGUGGAAAACCUUUACGAGUGCGCAGGCUUGGAGAGCACAGCGAGGAGUCUGAUCCUGGACGGAUGGCUGUGCGGAGUUUUUCUGAAGGAAACCUACAGCUUGUUGGGGUGAAGAGGCAGAAAUCCAAGUUUGUCAGACCUGCCAACUUGUUAAAGAAACAAAUGAUGAAACCAUAACUUUUUAAAAAAUUCAUUUUAUUAUUUUUUAAAUGUUUUAGUUAAAAAAAAAAAAAAUAAUAAUAAUAAAAAAAAAAAAUACAUGUUACACCUGUGGAUUGUUGGUAACUUGAAAAGCAACAAUAUUAAGUGUUUCAAGGUUAGUUAUUAAAACUUAAUGUUAAAUGAUAUUGACAAAAAAAACAACCCAAUAACUUUUGUGAACUGUCUUUUCAUUUCUCUGUCUUGUAAAUCAAUCUCUCAAAUA
Polyodon spathula (Mississippi paddlefish) is the source of this 3363-nucleotide messenger RNA. It is a transcript of the gene kif18a, whose product is annotated as kinesin family member 18A. Gene Ontology annotation, molecular function: ATP binding; microtubule motor activity; microtubule binding. Gene Ontology annotation, biological process: microtubule-based movement. The transcript is spliced from 18 exons. NCBI's taxonomy places the organism in Eukaryota, Metazoa, Chordata, Actinopteri, Acipenseriformes, Polyodontidae. The record is from RefSeq and is a predicted model, not a curated record. Bases 204 to 3116 code for a protein of 970 amino acids.